GAGAAUGAGAGAGAAUGGUAGACGUGCUGUCAGAGUGCGAGCUGGACGAUAUGCAUCCAUUUCUACAUAAUAUCACACUGUUGCUGCUUUCACCUUUACUCAUAUCCAGAUGCUACUUUCAGGCGCUUUUCUUCACAGGAGGCUAAUGAUGCUACUUAAUACAACGGGUGGAUGAAUUUCCUGAAAUAUUAAACGGCGCUCUAGAUCCCUUUUCCCGAUAUUUUUUUUCCGCUUUUAUUUCGAUCCUUGUUCAGGUGUUAAUCGCAACAGCUUUCUUCUGUAGGAGUCUCAUUUUAAGAAAUAGCGGUUUUUAGGCUACUUCUGUCAUUAAAAACCUUCAAUCUGGAAUCACUGCUUGAACACGGGGCGAAGAAGAAAUGCUGGCAUGAUUUUGACAACAUGAAAAAGAAAAAGUGUGGAGGAAUAUUGUUGCACUGCUUUUGAUUUCACCAUAUGAAGGUGGAGAUAGACUGACAGGAGAGAGAGUUGAGGAGCAGAGCACAAACAAACCUGCUGGAGACUGGUUGCCAUGGAUCCCCCUCCCUCUCUGAGUCUGGCCCUUCUCAGCGGGAGCGAAGACGAAGAGCAACGUCUGCCCCUCCCUCUCGGUGGUCUCUCCCAUGCCUCCCUCUCUGGCAGCUUCCCUGGGACCAACCAUUCGAAUCACACAGGAGGCAACAGCAGCCUGGAGCGUCUCAAUGGCACUCCGUCGCCCACCACACCGAACCUUGUCCCGGCAUCGCUGCCCAAGUUGCCCCUGUCCACAACACCCCAGCUGUCCACGCCAAUCCCCAAUGCACUCCACCCCACCAGCACGCCGCUCUCCUCCUGCCUGGGCAGCCAACAUAGCCUGAGCGGGGAGACUUCGCCCGUCUACAAUGCGCUGUUCUACUCCUCUCAUUCACCUUCCACUGAGCGAGAGCAGAGGGAGAGGGAGCGAGAGAGGGGAUGUAAGCACAGGCAGGCCAGUCCCCUGGUGCACAGGCGGGACAGUAACCCCUUUACUGAGAUCGCCAUGAGCUCGUGCAAGUACAGCGGUGGUGUGAUGAAGCCACUCAGCCGCCUCAGUGCCUCCCGCCGGAACCUCAUUGAGUCCGACAGUGGAAGUGACACCAAAGAGGGCGGGGCAAACGCUAGCCAGGUGACCACGGCCUCCUCUCAACACAGUCAAUCCCAAUCCCAAUCCCAGAACCCCCCAGAGAUCAUCAUCUCCUCAAAAGAGGAUCCGCCUUAUGGACACGCCUACGAACUUGAGGCCUCGGCCAAUCAAAUGUCCAUCUACCACCAGAAUCACGCCCUCUCUGAGAGCAGGGGUGUUCUGGGGGGCGUGGCAGGGGGCGGGACUAAUGGAAGGAGGGGUGCUGCUGUCGUGGGAGGCCCGGGGAGGACUGUUUCCAAAGCCUCUAAACGUAAGAAUCAGAACAUUGGCUACAAACUAGGACACAGGAGGGCGCUGUUCGAAAAGAGGAAGAGACUUAGUGACUAUGCGCUCAUAUUCGGCAUGUUUGGCAUUGUUGUCAUGGUGAUUGAGACCGAGCUGUCCUGGGGUGUCUACAGUAAGAAUUUGGAACGACAUAAUAGUUCCAUGUAUUCACUGGCGUUGAAGUGUCUUAUCAGCCUUUCCACCGUCAUUCUUCUUGGACUAAUCAUCGCUUACCAUGCUCGAGAGGUGCAGCUCUUCGUCAUUGACAACGGUGCGGACGACUGGCGGAUCGCCAUGACCAUGGAGCGAGUGCUGCUGAUCGCUCUGGAGCUGAUUGUUUCAGCGGUUCACCCGGUGCCAGGGGACUUCAAGUUCAUGUGGCGGGCACGGCUGGCCUUCUCCUACGCUCCCUCGCAGGCGGAGGCAGAUCUAGACAUGGUGCUGUCUGUACCCAUGUUCCUUAGACUCUACCUCAUCGCCCGAGUCAUGCUGCUACAUAGCAAGCUCUUCACCGACGCCUCCUCCCGCAGCAUAGGGGCACUCAACAAGGUGCACUUUAACACACGCUUUGUGAUGAAGACCCUGAUGACCAUAUGCCCGGGCACGGUGCUGCUGGUCUUCAGUAUCUCCCUGUGGAUCAUCGCUGCCUGGACCGUAAGAGUGUGUGAGAGGUACCAUGAUGCUCAGGAUGUGACCAGUAAUUUUUUGGGUGCAAUGUGGCUCAUCUCCAUCACCUUUCUCUCCAUUGGUUAUGGAGACAUGGUGCCUCACACCUACUGUGGCAAGGGAGUGUGUCUUCUCACAGGAAUUAUGGGAGCAGGAUGCACUGCAUUGGUUGUUGCCGUGGUGGCCAGGAAGCUUGAAUUGACAAAAGCAGAGAAGCAUGUGCACAACUUUAUGAUGGACACACAGCUCACCAAACGGAUAAAGAACGCAGCGGCGAAUGUUCUACGAGAGACUUGGCUGAUAUACAAGCACACCAAGCUGAUGAAGAAAAUUGACCACUCCCGCGUACGCAAGCAUCAAAGGAAGUUUCUCCAAGCCAUUCACCAAUUACGAAGUGUUAAAAUGGAGCAGAGAAAACUCAGUGAUCAAGCCAAUACUUUGGUGGACUUAUCAAAGAUGCAGAGCGUCAUGUAUGAGCUGAUGUCUGAGCUGAACGACCGCAGUGAGGAUCUGGAGAGACAGAUGUUAAGUCUCGAGCAGCGGGUGGAGCAGCUGACAGCCGGCUUUAACGUUCUGCCCGCUCAUUUGUUGGCCACGCUCAGCGCCCAGCACACCGCGCUCGUUCAACUGCUGCGUGAGCGUGAUGCCAAGGUCCUGAGCCCCACUGCACCCUCUGCACUCUCACCCACCGCUGCCAGCCUGCCUCUAGCCAACCCCUCCUCCAGCGCCGGCUCUGUCCCCGUCCCGACUCAGCCCACCGAGGACAGUCCCAACACCAGCAGCUCCAGCAGCUGAGACCCUGGUGUGGGAAGUUCCCCUGCAGGGGGGAAGGGUUGGAUGAUUAGUCGAAACGAAGAGAUGACCAUACACAUACACAUUAACAUACGAUGCACUGUAACUACGAGCAUUACGCAGCUUAACGCCACAGAAUAUAAUGAUGGAGAUGCUAACAUUUGCACAAAAACCCUAUGACGAAACUGCCAUAUUCCACGUAGUCCUCAAGACGAACGUACUUUACUGUUACCAUGAAUGUAUACAUUUUAGAAAACACUGAUUCAGACAUGUUAACAUGCAUGGAUGCUCACUCACUCACACACACACACACACACACACUCACACACACACUUUUUUCCGAUUACGUCUUUGCUACCAAAGUGCUCUGUUUAUAGUUGACUGAAAUGGACUAAGGUGUUUAUUGCAAAGCAAGGAACUGGGUUGGUUUGUAUUAGAGAGAGGAUAAAUAAUCAACAGCUGAGAAUGUUGUGAAAUCUGGAAGGCACUUUUUACAGUCUGCAAGAGACUAACAGCCAUUUGAGCAAGGCAUUAUUUUAAAAAGAGCGGCGCUGAAGCCAGUCGAUACAUUAUAAAAACCACCAUCAAGGUGGAACAGCUGCUCACACAGAAAUAACUGUAGAAUGAGUGAUUAUAGUCAUUUUCUUAGUGGAAUUGCUUCUAUUACAAUGGUGUUGGAAUAAGAGACUAUUUUACUUCUGACCCCGUUUCAAUGGAGAGACCAUUUUGAAAACUGACUAAUAGGGACAUCCUGUGGCCGGAAUACUGAGUUACAUCCGCUUGGAAUAUUGUACAGUAUGCUAUUACUGAAACUUAGCUUUGUAUCUCUCCGUUUUUUACCAUUAAUAAUAACUAACGCAGUUAUAGCUCAUAUUUAUUAUAAUUAUACGAUAGCAUUCUUCUCAUUCGUCAUGAAAAUUAUGGUUGCUGUAUAAAAACGAUUUUACUAAUAUUAAUAGAUAAGGGAGGUGCCGUUUGAGGUUGAAAUUAUUUUGUAAUUUUAUUUUACCAGAGAGAAUUAAUAAAGUAUAUAUCUAUACAUGA
Messenger RNA from Carassius gibelio (silver crucian carp), 3925 nucleotides. It is a transcript of the gene kcnn3, whose product is annotated as potassium intermediate/small conductance calcium-activated channel, subfamily N, member 3. Lineage: Eukaryota; Metazoa; Chordata; Actinopteri; Cypriniformes; Cyprinidae. The record is from RefSeq and is a predicted model, not a curated record. Bases 530 to 2884 code for a protein of 784 amino acids. The transcript has 11 exons. Gene Ontology annotation, molecular function: small conductance calcium-activated potassium channel activity; calmodulin binding. Gene Ontology annotation, cellular component: plasma membrane; neuronal cell body; neuron projection. Gene Ontology annotation, biological process: potassium ion transmembrane transport.